This is a messenger RNA of Echinops telfairi (small Madagascar hedgehog), 2300 nucleotides long. RefSeq names its product extracellular leucine rich repeat and fibronectin type III domain containing 1 (gene ELFN1). The transcript is spliced from 3 exons. NCBI's taxonomy places the organism in Eukaryota, Metazoa, Chordata, Mammalia, Afrosoricida, Tenrecidae. Gene Ontology annotation, cellular component: plasma membrane. Gene Ontology annotation, molecular function: protein binding. Bases 276 to 2300 code for a protein of 674 amino acids. The record is from RefSeq and is a predicted model, not a curated record.
GAGCCCUAUGCGCAGGACCCUACCCGCCUGUCCUCCUCAGACCCGCCAGGCCACGGGCAGGCCCUGACCUCGAGACGGAGCAUCUGAGUAGGAGGCCUCUGGAGCAGCCGGGCCCCCCAGGCGGAUGGGGAAGGUUGCUGGGCGUGAGGGAGGCAGGCCCGCUCCCCAGGCUGCCAUGCGCUCUGGGACAGGACGCCCCUGAGCGUGUCCUUUAGUCCCUGGGAGCCGUGGCCGGCUCCACCCCUUCUCCGCAGGCUCCCCUUCAAGGCGUCCCCAUGGCUGGGGGCGUGCUGUGGGUGUGCGUGGCCGCCUGGGCCCUGCUGCACGCGGGCGGGCUGGCACGCGGGGACUGCUGGCUGAUCGAGGGGGACAAGGGCUUCGUGUGGCUGGCCAUCUGCAGCCAGAACCAGCCCCCCUACGAGGCCAUCCCGCAGCAGAUCAACAGCACCAUCGUGGACCUGCGGCUGAAUGAGAACCGCAUCCGCAGCGUGCAGCACGCCGCACUCAGCCGCUUCGGCAACCUCACGUACCUCAACCUCACCAAGAACGAGAUAGGCUACAUUGAGGAUGGCGCCUUCUCCGGCCAGUUCAACCUGCAGGUGCUGCAGCUGGGCUACAACCGGCUUCGCAACCUGAGCGAGGGCGUGCUGCGCGGGCUGGGCAAGCUGGAGUACCUGUACCUGCAGGCGAACCUCAUCGAGGUGGUCACGCCCAGCGCCUUCUGGGAGUGCCCCAACAUCCUCAACAUCGACCUGUCCAUGAACCGCAUCCAGCGCCUGCACAGCGCCACCUUCGCCGGCCUGGCCAAGCUCUCGGUGUGUGAGCUCUACAGCAACCCCUUCUACUGCUCCUGCGAGCUGCUCGGCUUCCUGCGCUGGCUGGUGGCCUUCACCAAUGCCACGCACACCUAUGACAGGGUGCAGUGCGAGUCCCCUCCCCUCUACUCCGGCUACUUCCUGCUGGGCCAAGGCCGCCACGGCCACCGCAGCAUCCUCAGCAAGCUGCAGUCGGUGUGCACUGACGGCACCUACGUGGCCGAGGUGGCCAGCGGCCCUCGGCCGGGGCCCCGGCGCUCCCAGCCGCCUCCACCGCCCCCGCCGCCGCCCCCAGAGCCCAGCGACGUGGCCUGCUCCGACGAGGACUGCUUCUCGGGGGAUGGCACCACGCCGCUGGUGGCCCUGCCCACGCUGGCCACGCAGGCGGAGGCCCGGCCGCUCAUCAAGGUCAAGCAUCUGACCCAGAACUCGGCCACCAUCAUGGUGCAGCUGCCCAGCCCCUUCACCCGCAUGUACACGCUGGAGCAGUUUGACCGCAGCCGCCCGUCCACUGUCUCCCGGCUGACCAGGGCCCAGGAGGAGAUCCGCCUGACCAACCUCGUGGCGCUGACCAACUACACCUACUGCGUGGUGUCCACCAGCUCUGGCCUGCGCCACAACCACACUUGCCUCACCAUCACCCUGCCCAGGCCGCCCAGCCCGCCGGGCCCGGUGCCCAGCCCCUCCACGGCCACCCACUACAUCAUGACCAUCCUGGGCUGCCUCUUCGGCAUGCUGCUGGUGCUGGGCGCCGUGUACUACUGCCUGCGCCGGCGGCGCCGCCAGGCCGAGAAGCACAAGAAGGCAGCGAUGGCGGCGGCGGUGGCGGGGGGCAGCCUGAAGAAAACCACCAUCGAGCUCCAGUAUGGCGCCGAGAUGGGCACGUCCGCCCUGCCGCCGCCGCCCCCGGGUCCGCUGCUGGGCCCUGAGCCCGGGACCCGCAUUCCCUACCUGCCCGUGGCGGCCGUGGCCGGCGACUUGGAUCAGUACAAGCUGGCGGAGAGCGAGGCGGCCAAGGUGGCCAAGGGCAACUACAUGGAGGUGCGCACCGCCGAGCAGGCUGAGCGGCCGGCGCCCGACAGCCAGGGCUCGGCGGCCGAGAUCUCCACCAUCGCCAAGGAGGUGGACAGGGUCAACCAGAUCAUCAACAACUGCAUCGACGCCCUCAAAUCCGAGUCCACCUCCUUCCAGGCGGUCAGGCCGGGGGCCGCGCCCGCCGCCGAGCCGCAGCUGGUGCUGCUGUCCGAGCCACCGGCCGCCCUGCAUCCCGCAGCCUUGAAGGCCGAGGGCGCCAAGCCCUUGUUUGGGUCUCGCCUCACGGAGCUGCAGCGAAGGCCCGCCUUGCCUCGGAUGGUGACCACGGGUGGUGACCAUGGUAGUGACCACGGGUGUCUGUCCCACAGCCUCACUUUCAUCCCGUCACCAAGUCACCAACACGCGGGACACCCACUCUCCCGCCCGCACUGCCGGAUCUUCAAUAUCUGA